Messenger RNA from Pyrus x bretschneideri (Chinese white pear), 3237 nucleotides. RefSeq lists its product as uncharacterized. Lineage: Eukaryota; Viridiplantae; Streptophyta; Magnoliopsida; Rosales; Rosaceae. The transcript is spliced from 4 exons. Gene Ontology annotation, cellular component: nucleus. Gene Ontology annotation, molecular function: transcription corepressor activity. The record is from RefSeq and is a predicted model, not a curated record. Bases 203 to 2746 code for a protein of 847 amino acids.
CAGACCCUCUCCCUCGCCCCCCCUAUAAAAUCGUAUUAUUUUCUCUCUCUAAGGACACAACGACUUUGCUUUCUCAAAUAUAUUUUUCCUGGGUUUUGGCCUCCUUCGAAAUCAGCUUUCGUGGUCAUGAAACCUUAGCUUCUAUAAAACCCCAGGCUUGCUCUCUCACGUGGGUUCGGCUUCAAAUUUCGUUUCCUUCUCCAUGGAGAUGGAUUCAGUUGAAGGAGAUAGCCAUGGGGAUAUCAAUGACGAUGAAUCAGCGGACCAUUCAUUUCCUCCAGAAGCUUUUGAUCCAUGUGGUGUCUCUGGUGACCCUGAGCUAGGUCCUAGAGUUGGAGAUGACUACCAGGCUGAAAUUCCCUGUCUAAUAGCUGUUUCUGACUAUGUACGGCUUUUAAAGAACUCAAUUGAUGCAGAAAUUGCUGGUGGUAGUCCCCAUGGUUUAGGAAUGGGGUUACCCAUACCAGUAAUGUGGAUCAAUGAGGAAUUUGAGAGCAACAAAUAUGAACAUGUCAAAGAGACCCUGAUUGUUUCAGAAAGUGACAACAUAAAAUGCAAAGCUGAGCCAAUGGAUGUUAAGUUCAAGAAUGGGAUAACAUCAGGUGAGUCAGAAAAGUUAGUAUUGAAACAAGAACUGAUGGCUCAAAUGCAUAAAAAACCUGGAGGUGUGUAUUGUCCGGUUCCUGGUUCUGCAGGUGACAGCUGGAGUGGCAUAGAAGAAGCCAGUUUUCUUCUUGGUUUAUAUAUCUUUGGAAAGAGACUCGUUCUGGUGAAGAAGUUUGUCGGGAGUAAACAGAUGGGCGAUGUAUUGUCAUUCUACCAUGGGAAGUUUUACAAGUCUGACAGAUACAAGAGAUGGAAAGAAUGCAAAAAAAUGAGAAGCAGAAAAUGUAUAUUUGGGCAAAGAAUUUUUAUGGGGCCAAGGCAACAUGAGUUGUUUUCUCGUUUGUUUUCUCACGUGUCAGAAGAGUGCCAAAAUUCUUUGCUCGAGGUCUCAAAGACAUUUGGGGAAGGAAAAAUUUUACUAGAAGAAUAUGUAUUCAUUUUAAAGGCUAGAGUUGGAUUGAAUGCACUUGUAGAGGCAGUGGGAAUUGGUACGGGAAAGAAAGAUCUCACAGGCAUUGCGACAGAGACUUUAAAGUCCAAUCAUGUUGCUCCUGUUCGCCCAGAAAUACCAACUGGCAAAGCAUGCUCCUCCCUUACACCACUAGAAAUAGUCAACUUUCUAACUGGGGGCUUCCGGCUAAGCAAAGCCCGCUCAAGCGAUCUCUUUUGGGAAGCUGUUUGGCCUCGUUUGCUUGCAAGAGGGUGGCAUUCUGAGCAGCCUUAUCCGGGUUUCUCCACUGGUUCCAAGAAUUCAUUGGUCUUUCUUAUCCCUGGUAUUAAGAAGUUUUCAAAAAGGAAACUGGUGAAGGGAAGCCACUACUUUGAUUCGGUAAGUGAUGUCCUGAAUAAAGUUGCUUCAGACCCUGAGCUUCUUGAGCUUGAAACAGGAGCAAAUAAUGAAAAUGGGUGGACAGAUGAAACAAAGCUGGACGAACAAGACUUCCCAAAUCAGCAACGCCACUGUUAUCUGCAGCCUCGUACUCCAAAUCGUAGUAGUGGAGAUGUCAUGAAGUUUACAGUUGUGGAUACAAGUCUGCCUAAUCGGAAAACAUCCAAGGUGAGGGAACUGAGAAGCUUACCAUUUGAAUUGGACGCCUCCGCCUCCAGAAGUGAUUCUGAUGAUGACGAUGAGGAUGCUUCUGAAGCUUCAACAGAUAAAUCUAAUUCUGCUGAUUCCUUGUGUUCACAGAGGAUCCAUGUUUCGAAGUCCAUCCAUUUGGGUAGAAGCGAUGACAAAUAUUUUGAAUAUGAUACUUCAGAGUGGGAGCAUCAAGCUUCUUGUCAAGGUUUGACUACUGUGACUGCAGAUCUAUCUAAGAAUGAGAACAUUGGUAUUGGCAACGACAUGCGGCGCGGGAAAGCUGCGAAGUGCCAAAAGAUCCAGAAAAUGGUUUCUGAAAAGGAAAAUCAUGUGGCCCCUGUUUUAAAAAGACGUCGAAAGUUAGUUGCUUGUAAUCACACAGAUACCAUCCCCAGCAGGAACCACUUCUUGCAAGGUCCCGUGUUACAGCAAGAUGCAUGCAGCUCUGAAGACCACCCUGAACUUAGUGAGAAAACUCCCUCUCAAGUGGAUCUAUCCGAAGAGAAGUUAUCAUCCACCAGUACUUUGUCUAGAGAAGCCAGUCCAGUUAAUAAUGGUGAAGGCAAACGUGGCGAUAGUUUGCGCGUGGAAACAUUUCAUGAGAAUCCUCAGUGCCGUACAUUUUUUGACUUGAACAUGCCCCCCUCUCUAGAUGCUGAAACUGAUGAACCUUUCACAAUGACAGAAAGACAAGAUGAUCAAACAAAACAGGAACCGGAUGCUGCUUCCCAUUCAACGAUGCCCUCUGAAUGUGGGGAUAUUUCUGAACAGCAGCCUGCAAUGAACUCUCGGAGACACAGCACAAGAAGCCGACCACUGACCACCAAGGUACUGGAAUCUUUUGCUUAUGGAUUUUUCGACACAAAGCAGAAGCGGAAGAGUAGGGAUGAAUUUCCCCGAGACGACUCCAUAUUAAGGCCAUCCAGGCGUGCUCGUACUAAGGUGGGAGCUCCCGACAGUUUUGAUACUAGUCUCCCGGAUUUCAGCAUGCAGGAAACCGGGAGUGCUAACCCCAAUAACAACGCUGACGGAUACAGUGAACUUGACAUGGGCUCCUAAGUCAGUUAGGUGCUGAAAAUCCAACAAACAACUUGAAGAAAGAGCUUCUGCAUAUAACGGAGACUGCUGCUUUCGGCUGGGCUACUAUAACCCAUGAUACACAGCAAAGGUAGCUGUCUCUUGAUUCGUCUGCAUUGUACAUGGUGUUACAUACAAAGUUCAUAGGAAAGUCUGAGUAUUAGCGUCAUCUCCCGAGGCCAUUACAUCAGAGAAAGCGGCACAAAUAACCGGAAAACCAAUGAUGAGAGAUAAAGUUACAUUCCUGCAUUCAAAUCGUAGUUGAAGUUCAACAGCAUUUGAUAAAAUCGUUUACUUUCUCUCUUAUGUACAAUUUACUUUACAAGUGGUUGUCUUUUUUUUUUCUUUUUCUUUCCUUAGUUAUGUGAGUUGCAAGACCAACUUAUAGGGGGUGACUGUUGCAUUCUGAUCAAAUGUAGUGAAAGUGAAACAAAAAUUGUAAUUCGAUUUAGACUGGCGUCGACAGUUUCUCA